Molecule: messenger RNA, 606 nt
Organism: Microthlaspi erraticum
Lineage: Eukaryota; Viridiplantae; Streptophyta; Magnoliopsida; Brassicales; Brassicaceae
Source: the annotation of a GenBank genome assembly
AUGAUACAAUGUCUAGCAUUACAUGAUGUUUAUUCACAACCUCAACAGUCAUCCCGACAAAGAAGAGAAGAAAUAUUAAACGAGAGACGAGCUUAUGAUGCCACGCAUGGUUACUCAGAUAUUGAAGGUGAUGAUAUGCCAAAACCUCAUGUACCUGAACCUGAAGAAAAUGAAGAAGUGUAUCGUGUUAACCUGGAUGAUGAUAUACACAUAGACUUCAAUGAUACAUUACGUGCCUCCACUGGGAGAAGUGAGGAACGUAGUAGACGUGGGAACAAUUCACAAUCUAGUGGUAGACGUGGGAGUAGUUCACACUCUACUGUUAAACGUGGAAGUGGUUCAAACCGAUCUACCGCAAAUCUUAGAAGACAUUCAUUUGAAACAACCAUUCAAGACACUUUUACUGGCUUUCAAGAGUUCCAACGACAAAGUUUGCAACAACUUCGUCUAGGUGGUUUUGAGCAAGAUGACUACGAUAAAUUCAAAAAAGCUGAAGCUAUAUUCUGUGCCCUUAACCUUCCGAAGAACACCCCAUUCUAUUGGACAUGCCUUAAUACACUGAAAGAGAUGGUAUUUUGGCGUAAGUAUUUUAUAGAUAUAGGUUGA